GUGUUUGGGAAUUCGGGACUGUAGGACUGUGUUAGAUAAAACUGCACUAUUGGGCAGUAUAAAUGCCAUGUUAGGGGAGGGCCAUGCAGGCACCGUAGCAACUGAAAUUGCUCUCGAAGUUUGCAGCUCACUGACAGCAGGGGGGGUAUUCCAAUAAGUGUAGCACAGCUGGCCGGGACGACCCGUGAUGGCGGCCCUGACUGAUGCCCAAGUAACCUGGAAGCAAAUUCACUCUGAUUCUGUAUUUAAUUGAUCAUCAUUUUUUAACUUUCUGUUUAGACCCUCUCCUAUUUAACUUAAUUUUGUCAGUCAAUCCACAGUUAGUGGCUAGGGUUGCAUCAUUCUUGGAAUGACGGAGAACCAACAGCAAGAGGUUGGUGCAGAGCCAGUCCCAGAAGAUGGGCCCGGUGAGUCUUCAGGUAUACCAAACAACAUCUCUGAUGAAGAUGCCUUCAGAAUCCUAUGGGAAAUGAAAAUGAACAAAAGACAGAAGCGCCCAUCUCUUCCAGAUACUGUGACAGAACUUACCACUGAAGAAGGGAGCAAAGUCUAUAUUGUAGGCACUGCCCACUUUAGUGAUAGCAGCAAACAAGAUGUGGUUAAGACCAUCCAAGAAGUCCAGCCAGAUGUUGUUGUAGUUGAACUUUGCCAGUACAGAAUAUCCAUGUUAAAGAUGGAUGAAGAAACACUGCUUAAAGAAGCCAAAGAAAUCAACCUGGAAAAACUUCACCAAGCGAUUAAACAGAAUGGAGUAAUGUCUGGUCUUAUGCAGAUGCUUCUGCUAAAGGUGUCUGCUCACAUCACAGAACAGCUGGGAAUGGCCCCUGGAGGGGAAUUUAGAGAGGCUUUCAGGGAAGCAAGUAAAGUGCCUUUCUGCAAAUUCCACUUGGGUGACAGACCUAUUCCAGUAACAUUCAAGAGAGCCAUAGCUGCACUAUCAGUAUGGCAAAAGAUCAAACUUGCUUGGGGAUUGUGCUCUUUAUCUGAUCCUAUCAGUGAGGAUGAUGUUGAAAAAUGUAAGCAGAAGGACUUACUGGAACAGAUGAUGGCAGAAAUGAUUGGAGAAUUUCCUGAUCUUCAUCGUACUAUAGUCUCGGAGAGAGAUAUUUAUCUCACCUACAUGCUGAAGCAAGCUGCUAGACGAACUGAACUACCUCGUGCCUCAGAAAGUAAUACUAUGUUGUCUACUGUACUUGACUUUCUGUCUGAACCUAGAAAAAGUAUCCCUUCUGUUGUUGUUGGAGUGGUUGGGAUGGGACAUGUGCCUGGAAUAGAGAGGAACUGGGACCGUGAAUUAAACAUCCAGGAAAUUAUGAGUGUGCCUCCCCCUUCAACAUUGAGCAAGGCUGUUGCAUUUGCUGCAAAGCUAACCUUUUUUGGACUUCUUGGUUACAGUUGUUAUUGUAUUAGCAAAAGGACAGUUCGAAUUAUACUCUCAGUGCCAGCUACACAGUAUUGCCUUCAAAGACUCAGCCAAAUGGGUCAAUGAAAUAAGGGUUCUCAUCUGACUGAUCUCCCAUGACCUGUCGAAAAGGUGGUAAUGUAAAAUAAGCUGCAAUUACAUUUGUUGCAGGACCCUGGUUUGCAGGUCAUUUUUUAAAUGGACUGUUUCUAUUCUGCACCAGCCUAUCCCUGCAGAUUACCUUUAGUUGCUACCCACUGAAGUGGCAUUAAAGGAAAUGGUAAGCAGAUAUUGGCUAUUUGUUUAUGCAAAUUGUCUACACAGUCCAAAAGGUACAGUAUGUGGUUAACUGGUAUAAAUGUAUUCAGGUGUGCUUAUACCAAAUUAUCCUAAGUCAUUCUAUUUGCCCAUGCAAACAUCACAAGUGCACUCCUGUAAAAUAUGUGGUGUUAGAUUAUUUACUCUACAGGCUCAGCUAAGGCAGUAGUUGUGCUUUAUUUAAACCUAAGAAACUGUAUAUUAAACCAAUUUUGUUUGUUUUUUUCUGACUACACAGAUGUGAGUGGAAUCUAACUGUCCUGCUUUUCCCAAAUGAACAGGGUUUGGCAUUGUUUAGAACACAAAUUGCAUCUAAGGGUUAUAGCUGACAUAGUCCUUUUAGGAAGAACCAUAGCGAUAGAGGUUAUGUGGUAAUUGCAUUCCCUUGCAAGACAGCUCAAGUGUGAAAUGAGCAGCCCAUUUUGGUUAUUAAAUUGUUAUGCGACAACAUGAAACUAAAGGGCAGAUUUAUCAAAAUUGUUUGUGAAAGAAACAAAAUGUGGCCGUAAAAAAAUAACCGCAGAUGUAACAGAAUAUUCCCACCCAUGCUUUAUCAUUUUCAGUGAGACUAAAAAACUCUCUCAUUAACUUUUAUUAAACCUUGCCAGCUUUUAUUUGCAGAGUUUUUGCGACUUUUCUCUAAAUACAGACUAUUCAUGGUUCUUAAGAAUAUUCUUGGGUAUAGUCUCAUUCGCGUUUUUUUUUUUAACAAAUUGUGCAAAAAAAAAAAACAUUAACUCAAAUUUUGAUAAAUCGGCCCCCUAAGAGUUUUGGUUGUUAUUAAAGAAGUUUGCAACAAUCGCCUCACAUGCCACUGGACUAAAGGAAACUGUUAUGAAACUGCUGUAUCUUGAUGGCUGUGGAUAUAGUCUCUGGCAAAACACCAGUGCUCUCCUGCUUUACAAUUAUUUCUGAAAACCCAAACAGAAAGUAGAAGUUCUCAUUUUACUAACACCAUUACUAAGACUUAUGCCUCUGUGUGCAAUACACAUUGCACUUGUGCCUGGUGCAAAGCAGCCAUGUUCUACACCCUUGUGCCAUUUGCACCUUAAACACUCACCAGCACCUUUUGCACACUAAAGCCCCUUCCUUGUGCACCAUGAAUAAUUGCCUAAGAAGGAGUGUGCCUGUAGACAACCACAUUCUGCCCAUGUGCCGUGCCUUACCUUCAGAAUAGUGCACUUGUUUAUCUGUGUGGCAUAUAGAAGGAGAUAAGCGGCAGCUCCCAGUGUGCCUGGUGCAUUGUAGGCAAAACACCAUUUAAAGCUGUGAGGUCAAUAUCUCAUGGACCUUCCCAUGGGCUAGGCAUGUUUCUGUGCAAAGGAAUCUUACAGUAGGGGAUUGAUUGGAGAUUGCACAUGUGGCCAUACUGUAGAAACACCUGUAUGAAACAAAGUUCAUACAGUUGAUUUGUUGAGAAAAGUAUUUUAGUUGUAAUGUUUUUUGUUUUGAGAAUUCUUCCCAUAUGAAAUAGGAUUAGCUUUUACUAAAAGGGAAAAAAGAGAAACAUGACUUCUGUUGUGACUGUGUAGGGGCUGUGCUCCCAGUGCCUGCUGAACCAUGGGAUGCUAAGCUGUGAUGAAGGAAUGCCACUGUGAUCAGUGUAUCCUGCCAAACCGUGCCUUUCAGAAACUUCUCAGUAAAAAGCUUUUGAACUUUCAGUCUAAAAGUUAUGAAAUUGAUUGUCCUGUGGACCAAAAAGUUGGACAUUUUGAGAUUUGGUUACGCACACAAGAAGGGGCAUGGGCAGAUUUUUCAAUUUGUAAUAUUGCACAUACUGAUCACAAAGGUGGUAGGUUCAAACUGUCCCCCAACUUCCUUGGGCAUGUAUGGCUACCUUUACCAUUAGGCUGUACAAGCCCAUAGGUCUAGUAAACAAGCACUUAAAUAUUUCAACUUUUUUUUUGAUAGCGCAUUAAAGGUUGAGGUUGAAGUGAGGACAAAAAAAGGAAAAUUUACACAGAACUUGAUUAAUGUGGUUAGUUUAAGGUUGACUUUCCACGUAAUACAUCAAGAAAUUGACUUCUAAAAUGAUCUGGGAAUGGUGAUUUAAGAUUUUUUUUUUUUUUUAAAUUAUUAAUUAGCAAAAGUUUGUACUAUUCUGAUGUUGAUCAUUUUUUUGUAAACAGCAUUUUCAGAUAUGGCUGUGUAGCUUGUUUUUUUAGAAAUUCUGGUAUUACUUUUUAUUCUGAUAUUACUUUUUUGUCAAAGACAAAAAAAAAUCACGAGAUCAUACACAUUUUGAAGCAUUGUGUUCUGUCUGCCCAAAAGGCCUUACCUGGACAUAUCUGGCCCUCUUUCCUUAAGGCUAGGGAUCCACCGAAUCCUGGAUUCGGUUCGGGAUUUGGACAACAUUCUGCCUUUUUCAGCAGGAUUCUGAUUCUGACAAAUCAAUGGUCCUGGCUGAACCAAAUCCUUAAAAUCAUGUGACUUUUCACCACAUUAACACAGAAGUUGAACAUUUUUUGCACGGUUCUUUUUACGCCUUAUAUGCCUUAGUUUGCAUAUGCAUAUUGGAAUAUGGUUUGGUAUUCAGCUGAAUCUUUCACAAAGGACUUGGGGUUUGGCCAGAUCCCAAAAUAGUGGACUCUGUCCAUCCCUACUUAAGGCCCACAUUCAUGGCACCUUUUAUUCUGCCACUGUUGGUUUCAUUUUUCCUACAUUCACACCACUACAGGGCUGUCUUACUUUGCACUACUGGGACACAACCAUAGUGUGCAAAUAUAAUAACGAAUCAUAUGUUCGAAACUAAAAGAAGAGCAAACACUGGAGCCUAAACUCUUAGGUUUAAUGCAUUAACAUGGCCUGCUAGAUUUUUAUAAUUGAGCAAGAAGGAUUCAAGGGUUUUAGAAACCUAAACCUUAAAUAUUUCAUUAAUAUAUUUAUGUCUGCUAAAACUUUGUGGUUAUAUUAUUGUUUUUGCUAGUAUCCAGAGCCAACUCCUCCUGUGCAAUAUUGUUAUUACCUUUUCUAAAUGUCACUUGACUGGAGGAAAGACAGAUCCAAUAAGCAGUAGCUCCUUUAGUUAAUAUUAAUGUUGUGCAUUGGGCUGCUGUACUCAAAUAUAUAACUUCCCUAUGAUUGAUGCAAAACUAAACAAUUCAUUAAACUUUAAAUGGCAAGUAAACAAUUUUAUUUAUAGUAAAGGGUGCUGAAUAAUUAUGCAGUUGUAAUCUCUUCUAGGCAAUUGCCCCCCAACUCUGUUGGCCACACAUACUAGGAAUCUUAAGACAGGAGAGCUGCUAUGACCUGCUGCUCUUUUACCUUUACCUGCAAGCUGUUGCAGUGACACACAUGCCGUAGUGCCAUGAGAAAAAGCUGCCAAUUAAUGACAUAUUGGUGACAUGUCACCAAUCAAAAAGGUGGCCAUGGGGGCUAAAAGUAGUUGAAACUUUAAAUACUAGCAUUGGAGGAGAGGCUGGGGUACUUUGGACCAAGCCAAAUUAACACUGUUAACUUGCCUUGUUCUUUAAUUAUAUAUUGUAUACUGUUAAUUUUCUACCCUUUGCUGCAAUACUGUCCAUAUAUCACUAAGUAGAUCAGCUGUUGAUUGCAGAGGUAUGCUAGUCUGGCAAUCAUUGCUUCUUCCAAUUUUUGUAGGCAGUGUACAAACUGCUUUUCUUUGCUUCUAUGGGAAACAUUGCUGCAUCUUGUGGGUGUGCCGGUACUGUACUCUAUUAUGCAAUAUUAUCUUUGAAAACACCCACUGCUUGCUGUAUCAUGUAAAGAGGUUAUGUGAAUAUGGCAUAUUUGGUAUUUUUUUCUUUAUAUAUGGCUUUUCCUACAUGUUUGUGAAUGCAAUAUAGUUCAUUGUUUAGCCAGUAACUUGAAUUUCCCUCAUAGUAAACUUUGACUUUUGGCGCACAGACAUUUGCAAUUGCCGCAAAAACACAGCAACAUCUUCUGCUGUUGGCCAACUUUAAUUGAAAAGGAAACGUCAGGCACCAGGCAUGUAUCUCUCCUAUAAAUGUAAGUGCCUGAGAGCACCAAGGUCUGCCAUAAGCAUUAAAGAAGCUGCUGGCAGAGGGAAUUCUUCUGAUGACUGGUCCUCCCUGAGAGGCACAGGGCAAUUAAAAACCAGGUGCCAUGGGCCUUUAGUUGUACUCUACUAUAAAAUCUAUUGCACAUACCAUUCUUACAGUGGUUAAACGUGUGCCUCAGGCCUUUUUUUCAUUUUAUUUAGCAAUUUGCCUUCUAAUUUUAUUUUUGUGCUUCCUUAGCCAUGCUGAAAUCCUAAAUUUGAUGUAUCACUUUAAUUUUCUUGCAGAUAUAAUUGAAAUAAUUAUCCCAGUUUAUCAUAUUGCAGAAAGAGAAAAACUAUUUUAAUUUCAUGUUGCAAAAUUCUAGAUUUCCCUGUAGACUUCAGAGACUGACACUAUACAUGGAAAUGAAGGGUUGGCAAAAUGAAAUUAAUCAGUUGUGAACUGCACUUCAUAGUUACUGUUGCCAUGAAAAUGAAUGCAUCUUUCAUCUGUAACAUCUAACAUUGCUAUCAGCUGGAUGGCUUGGCAUGACAACUGUCCAUAAUGGAUAAAAAAAAAGAAAAAUAACAGUGCAACUUUACCUGUUAUGGACUUCAACUACUACAAGAGCUUUACAGUUACAUUCUACAGCACUAUUUUCAUUGAUGUGGUGCUUAAGGAUAACAGCAGCAGCCAGGUUGUUUGAAUGCCCAUUACAGCUUCUACUUGAAAAUAAUGGGAAAACUUUGCUAGUGGCCAAGACUGCAUAGGCUGACUAUCCUUUCUUCAUUCUUUAGUCAUUAAAAAUACUGCAAAUUACCCAUGAAAAUAUUUCUUUUCAGUGAAUCUAGAACAGAGAAUAUUGCUUUGUUUGUGCUUGCAUGAGACAUCUAUUUUAUCUGUGGUAUUUCUAGAAUUCAUUCUUAAAAGCAAAAGUAAAAUCGCUAAUACACUGUUUAUUAUAGACGGUUAAAUGCAAACUUUUGUGGCCCCCUUUUUGACAAUUACAUAUUUUAUUUAAUCUUGUAAAGGAAAAGUAGUAAACAAGUACUGCAGCAAGCAGUGUGUUAAUAAACAAAAAAAUUACAAAAGUCAAGGCACAGUUUCAUUUUAUUUCAUUAAAUUUAAAACAUGGAAAUUAGUAUCUACAGCAAACUGAACCAAAUGUGUAAUUUAGCAAGGGGUGCCCAAACAUUUGCAUUCAAUGGUAUGCCAUUUUCUUUUUUUAAUUAAAGCAUUUUGACAGCUAAAAUUGUUAAAGGUCCCUGGGAGAUCUCCUAUCUUGGAAAUAUGUUUUUUUUUUUAACUAUAUUUGAAAUAAUCCUAUGAAUUGCAAAACAUUUAAUAAACACACACAUGUGUAAGCCUUUUCUUAAAGUGUAAAGCCAUAAUGUUUGUUUGCCUGAGGUCUCCAUCUGCUUUCUGGCGGUGUACAGACUUUGCAAUAGCAGCGUGCCUUUUUUAAGGUUUUAGGGGAACAUUGUGAUUUCUAUUGUAACAAUAAAGAAUUCUAAACAAA
Messenger RNA from Xenopus tropicalis (tropical clawed frog), 7201 nucleotides. It is a transcript of the gene trabd, whose product is annotated as TraB domain containing. The coding region runs from base 350 to 1489 and encodes 379 amino acids. The record is from RefSeq and is a predicted model, not a curated record. Lineage: Eukaryota; Metazoa; Chordata; Amphibia; Anura; Pipidae. The transcript is spliced from 10 exons.